Molecule: messenger RNA, 1354 nt
Organism: Fomitopsis serialis
Lineage: Eukaryota; Fungi; Basidiomycota; Agaricomycetes; Polyporales; Fomitopsidaceae
Exons: 9
Coding region: 363-1163 (266 amino acids)
Source: RefSeq, a predicted model, not a curated record
UUUUGACUCUCCGCGACACGACUUGUCGAUCGUCACUGGACCGUCUUGCCAUAUACUCCCUGCCACUGGUCACCAGUUCGGACAGAUCUCACAUUUGAGUUGAGCUAUUGUGAUGGAGUCGGCGCGUAUCGAUGCGGGGGAGGCGGUGGAGUUGCGCGGACACGUCGUGAACUGCGUGGCAGAUCGCUUCCGUAGUUCGCGCCUGUUCGCGCUCCAUUGAUUCCGUGCACACGCGCAUGGGCUGACCUGGUUGUGAUCACUCUCCCACUUUCCGAGCCGGCACUCACUCGACAGGCUGCGUACCCCGUCCUCCCUUCGACAGCGGGCUGUCGCACACUAAUUGAACACUCACGACGGCAACCAUGCACUCCGGGGAGUCUUCUAGCACGACACUCACUGCCGAGUUCCCGAGCGAACAACCAGCCCCCACGUCUCCGGCUCAACAGCCCGCACCGUCAAAGCGCCCGCGCCCGCCUGUCGCGGGCGAUCGUACCGAGCCUGAGAGCAAGCGUCUCGGGCCCUCGUCCGGCGCACGAGCCAAUCCAGGUGACCGCAGCGCGGUCAAGGCCGUCACUCGGGGCGCUGCACUCGCUGCGAGACGCGCGCAUCUGGUGGCCCUCGGGCGCGACCUGGAGGCCUGCCAGGAAGACAUCGCGCAGACGAACGAGCGGCUCGCUCGGUGCGAGGUCCAGCUGUCUGAGACGGUGACGCCGCGCGGGGACGCAGACGCCGAGCUGGCGGACGUGCGGGCUCUGAUCGGCGAGGGGCAGGUGCUCCUGGCCGAUAUGACCGCGGAGCGAGACAAGCUCGCGCAGGAGGCAGCGACGGAUAUGAUACAGGCCCUGCAUGACAAAAUCGCUUUGGAGAGGUUACGACAAGUCCGGGCAGCGCAAGCGGUCACUGUUGGUAAGCAUAUUGGGGUGCUUCUCUGGAGCGGGUACUCACAAAGCCUGUUAGUCGAUAGGCGGCCGGUCGCGGAGCGGAACAUCCAGAGUGAGCACGAUCAAGGAUGCGUGCUCAUGAAUGCUGACCACGAGCGACGAGCAGUCAUGUGCGAGAGGUUCGCCCGGGAAAUGUGGGAUCUGAUGGAUGAGAGGCUUGAUGAGCUGCCCCCUUUGCCGGCGGCUGGAGGCGCUCACGCUGCACUAGCAGCCGGAGGAUGAGCGCGCUGUUCGCAGGCGCAAGGCAAGCUCUGCCCCACCUUGUUGUCUGCCUGGGAGAGGCCUUCGCUGGGAGUCGAGGAGCAUCCUCACGCGGCAGGAUGGGGUGAGCGCGACGAUUGCUGACCUAUAGCGUCGGUGUGGAUGUUGUCAUCCAGCUCGCCGUCGGUGUGUUCAGUGCCCCAUUGAUAUAC